CGCGAGGUUUUCUCUCUCGCCGGUAAUUGGUCCUCGGUAACGGCCCCGCUCUCCCGGAGGCUGCAUUCAUUGUUGUUGUGGCGUUUCCUUCGCUGCUGUGAGCCGGUGACCGAGGCUCUGGUGUUCGCAGUGUGUCGCUGCCGCCGCCUCCGCCCUCCUCCUCCGCUGCAGUGAGCCGCCGCCCUCCUGUCAGCCGACACAGACAUGGCCGAUCCCAAAUACGCCGACCUGCCGGGCAUCGCUAGGAAUGAGCCAGAUGUUUAUGAAACAAGUGAUCUGCCCGAAGACGACCAGGCUGAGUUUGAUGCGUUUGCACAAGAGCUGGAGGAACUGACCAGUACCAGUGUAGAGCAUAUCAUUGUCAACCCCAAUGCAGCUUAUGACAAAUUUAAAGACAAGAGGGUUGGCAUUAAAGGACUAGAUUUCUCAGAUCGAAUCAGCAGGUCAAAAAGGACAGGAUAUGAAUCUGGAGAAUAUGAACUAAUGGGGGAAGGAAUUGGCAUCAAGGAGACACCACAACAAAAGUACCAGCGGCUGCUUCAUGAAGUACAAGAGCUGACGCAAGAAGUUGAGAAUAUACAGAGCACUGAUAAGGAAUCGUCCACUGAAGAGAAGCUUACUCCAGUUGCAUUAGCAAAGCAAGUGGCUACAUUAAAGCAACAAUUGGUUUCCAACCACUUGGAGAAGUUGUUAGGUCCUGACGCUGCCAUCAACCUGACAGACCCUGAUGGAGCUCUUGCAAAGCGGUUGUUAACUCAGUUGGAUGCUGCUAAAACCAGGAAGAUUCCAGAAGGAAAAAGCCAGGCAAAGGGAUUAGACAAAGAUGGGGGUUUGGUCACCUAUGAAUUACAUUGCCGUCCUGAACAAAACAAAUUUUCCCAGGCUGCUAAGCUGGCAGAGCUUGAGAAAAGACUGGGUGAGCUAGAAUCCGCUGUGCGCUGUGACCAGGACCCACAGAAUCCUCUCACUGUUGGAUUGCAAGGAUCAAAUAUCAUGGAUAGUGUGGAAAUACUACAAGCUAAAGUGAACAUGUUAGAUGUUGGAUCGUUGGAUCAGGUGGAAGCCAGGCUACAGAGUGUUUUGGGGAAGAUGAACGAAAUUGCAAAGCACAAAGCAGCGGUUGAGGAUGCAGACACAGAAAGCAAGGUGCACCAGCUAUUCGACAUUGUUCAAAAAUGGGAUUCCAUGUCUGGCACAUUGCCCCAGGUGGUGCAAAGGCUGGUGGCGUUAAAGCAGCUUCAUGAACAAGCCAUGCAGUUUGGCCAGCUGCUUACCCAUCUGGAUACUACACAGCAGAUGAUUGCCAAUUCCCUAAAGGACAACAAAAGUGGUUUGGCCGUGGUCCAAAAGGCCAUGAAGGAGAAUUUAGCUACAGUGGAGGACAACUUCUCUAGUAUCGAUUCCAGAAUAAAGAUACUGAGCAAAUGAGCAACAAUUGAUCUUUAAAAGGCCCAUUCUUUUCAACAUCAAAAACGAGUUCCUGCAAACGCUGCACUAUGAAAUUGCUCUAAAUUCCCCUAGCCUAUAAGGAAGGUUUUACCAUUGUGUAUAUAUAAAUAUAUAUAUAUCUAUAGUCUUGUUGGCCUUCAGUUUUACCCCUUCCACUGCUCUUUUCCCAGACUAUGCUUCCUGCUCCCUUUCUGUCCCCACCCAUGCACGGGACCCUUAUGUGCCUAUUGGAUCAGGUGCUCUUAUCAUAGUUCCAGUGCCCCGGAACUAAAGGAUUUUUCAAGGUGUUGCAUUUGCAUGUUGGUACUUAACAUACGGACAGGGAGAAUGUGGGGAUGAAUUUUCUUAGGCCUUUUAUUUAUAUCUGUAUGUAUCAUUGUUAAACCCUCUGGUGCAGAAUUCUGUGUUUUCUGAACAGAACACUGAGAAUAAUAUAACAGCUUUGCUGGCUUGAGGGAAAUUGUUCUACACUAACAGUCUUCUCUAAAAAUAAACAUGAAGUAAAUUAUAAAAAAAAUUGUACUGAAA
Molecule: messenger RNA, 1977 nt
Organism: Rana temporaria (common frog)
Lineage: Eukaryota; Metazoa; Chordata; Amphibia; Anura; Ranidae
Gene: DCTN2
Product: dynactin subunit 2
Exons: 16
Coding region: 205-1428 (407 amino acids)
Biological process (GO): mitotic spindle organization
Cellular component (GO): cytoplasm; centrosome; dynactin complex
Source: RefSeq, a predicted model, not a curated record